Molecule: messenger RNA, 3690 nt
Organism: Hermetia illucens (black soldier fly)
Lineage: Eukaryota; Metazoa; Arthropoda; Insecta; Diptera; Stratiomyidae
Gene: snu
Product: ABC transporter G family member 23
Exons: 14
Coding region: 561-2834 (757 amino acids)
Biological process (GO): transmembrane transport
Cellular component (GO): membrane; ATP-binding cassette (ABC) transporter complex
Molecular function (GO): ABC-type transporter activity; ATP hydrolysis activity; ATP binding
Source: RefSeq, a predicted model, not a curated record
ACCAGAUACUUAGUUUAUCUUGGACACUUGAACGCUAAGCAUGUCCAGAGGAUCACUAAGCAAUUUCUUAUAUUUCUCCCUAUUUUCUUAAAAAUUUUCUCAAAACGCAUCCUCCACCGUGUGUAUAUGUUAACUGAGUCGUUGAUGUGACCUAUCGUCGUUAGCGUUUUAGUUAUUUUUUUAUCUCUGGUACGGUACGAUUGAGCUCGAAACGUAUCUGUCUUGAAGUAUAUUUUUGGAACGUCUUUGGGUUAACACGAAUUAAGACCAGGGCCACGUUACUUUCAUUUUCAUCGAAGUCGGAGUUAUUUUCGAACAAUUUCCGUGCAGUUUUAAUUUGACGCGAUUAUAAGAAGUAUGCGCGGAUAAUAUCGUUGAUUUUGUGUAAAAAUAUAUUUUUCCUUUCGAAUUUAUUCGUGUGAUUGAGUAACGAAUCGGUUAUCGGAAAAAUCUAAGACUAUUGAAAAGUUGUUGUACGCAAAAUUUCUGUAUCAAAAGUAGAUUCGACAUCUGCUUUUGCUGAGAACAACAAAGGACUACGACACGAAAUUUCGAACACAAUGUUAAUAACGAGCAGUGAUACAAACAAUGCAAAUGCAGACGAUGGAGGGACAUCUUGGUUUCGAAAUCAACAACAUGCCGUCUCUGUACGGCAUGCGUUUAAAUCUUAUGGGAGAAAAAAUAACAUAAACCAAGUUUUGAACAAUCUAAAUAUGACUGUUGCAAAAGGAACUAUAUAUGGUUUGCUUGGUGCUUCUGGAUGUGGAAAAACGACACUUCUUUCUUGUAUUGUUGGGCGCAGACGAUUGAAUGCCGGCGAAAUCUGGGUGCUUGGAGGAAAGCCGGGAACAAAAGGUUCAGGCGUUCCUGGAAAACGUGUUGGUUACAUGCCACAAGAAAUCGCUUUAUUCGGCGAAUUCACAAUUAAAGAGACUGUGAUGUAUUUUGGUUGGAUAUUCGGAAUGAAAACAUCAGAAAUUAUGGAACGAUUGCAGUUUUUACUGAAUUUCUUAGAUUUACCAUCGCAGAAUAGAUUAGUUAAAAAUUUGAGUGGAGGACAGCAGCGUCGAGUAUCAUUUGCUGUUGCCCUAAUGCACGAUCCUGAGCUUCUGAUCUUGGACGAACCGACCGUUGGUGUUGAUCCGCUCUUACGACAGAGUAUUUGGAAUCAUCUUGUACACAUUACGAAAGCCGGACAAAAGACUGUUAUAAUAACGACACACUACAUAGAAGAGGCGCGGCAAGCACACACUAUUGGUUUAAUGCGAACUGGUCGUCUACUCGCUGAAGAAUCACCAGCUGUCCUACUAUCUAUGUACCGGUGCCAAUCUUUAGAAGAAGUAUUCUUAAAACUCUCACGAAAGCAAGGUCAAUCAAGGGAAUCCAAUGAACUCAAUUUCAAAAAUAAUAUUUCACUUAAUUCAAUAGCAUUCGGAAAUAAAAAAGAUGUCCCGGUCUACGUUAGUCAAGAGAGUGGCGUAGUAGGACUGAACUUUCACCAAAGUAAAGAAAUUUUAAUAAAUGAGGCAAAUGGAUCAGCACUAACGCUGGACACAGAUUUACCAAAUGGAGGCGUGCGGGCUCACACGACGGGAUGCACUGAGGACCUCGGGGAUUGCAGUAAUUUCUGUAAUCUCACAACAAAAGGGAAAAUGCGAGCCUUACUGCAGAAGAACUUCUUAAGGAUGUGGCGGAAUGUUGGUGUCAUGCUUUUCAUUUUUGCUCUGCCUGUUAUGCAAGUAAUUUUGUUCUGUUUGGCAAUCGGUCGCGACCCAUCAGGAUUGAAUAUGUCCAUCGUUAAUAAGGAAAUGAACGGAACGGAAUGUAACUGGAAACCAGGAUGCCAUUUUGAGAAUCUGUCUUGUCGAUACGUAAAUUAUUUGAACAAGAGCUUAGUGAAAAAUUACUAUGACGACGUAGGCGAAGCGGUGAGAUCGGUUGAGCUGGGCGAAUCCUGGGGAGCCAUGUAUAUAACCGAAAAUUUCACGGAUGCAUUUGUGGCGAGAAUAGCCUUAGGUCGAGAUGCGGACAACGAAACUUUGGACCAAUCCGAAAUCGGUGUAUGGCUCGAUAUGUCGAAUCAGCAAAUCGGUAUCAUGUUGACGCGGGAUUUGCAGUUAGCCUACAGAGAUUUUGCUAAGGACCUUCUCAACGAAUGCGGAUACAAUUCAAAAUUGGGAGACGUACCUAUCCAAUUCAAGGAACCAAUCUACGGCACAGAUACCCCUUCGUUCACGGACUUUGUCGCUCCAGGUGUAAUUUUAACGAUCGUCUUUUUCUUGGCCGUGGCACUCACAUCAUCUGUCUUGAUUAUCGAACGAACAGAGGGUCUUCUUGAUCGUUCCUGGGUCGCGGGUGUUUCACCCGGUGAAAUCCUUUUCUCCCACGUGGUGACGCAAUUCAUUGUUAUGUGUGGUCAAACAGCAUUGGUUCUAAUUUUCAUGCUUCUCGUGUUUGGUGUAACGAACAACGGUAGUCUAGUGUUGGUUGUUAUCCUGACACUCCUCCAAGGAAUGUGUGGCAUGUGCUUUGGUUUCGUCAUCUCAGCAGUCUGCGAACUGGAGCGUAAUGCCAUCCAAUUAGCUCUUGGUUCAUUCUACCCGACUUUGUUGCUUUCUGGAGUUAUCUGGCCAAUAGAAGGCAUGCCCAUCGUUUUGAGAUACAUCUCCCUCGUCUUACCACUGACACUCGCCACCUCAUCCCUGCGGUGCAUUUUAGCCCGAGGCUGGGACUUACUAAUGAGCGAUGUCUACUUAGGCUUCAUCGCAACAAUAGCAUGGAUCCUCCUGUUUUUGGUGAUAACAAUGAUUGUGCUGCGAGUCAAACGAGGAUGAAUUUUAGGGGCUUUAAAUUUUAGCAAUAGAUAUUUAAAUCAGAAAUUGUGUACAUUCAUUGUUCAGUGUCUGCAAUGCAUUCACUGAUACCUUUCCAAACUUUUACUAGUGCGAAUGUCAGAAAAUAACAUUAGGUUUCAUAAAUGGCUUCUAGGUACUCUGGGAGGUUCACAAAUAGUUUAGAUGACUAGUGAUGAGUUAAAAAAAUUACUCAGCAUUUUCUUAAUGCUAUGAAAAAUAGAAAAUAUUUAUUUAGUCAUUUUUUAUUAAUCAUUUUAGUGAGUAGUUUGGGUUAGACGAAUGAUAAAAAAUAGUAGGAAGUGUACGAUGCCGAAAUGUAAAUAGUUCUUUAUCUUUUGAAAUUUUCAACGAACAGUUAAUUUUUCUCUAAAAUUAAAACUGAAAUUUCACUGAAAGCUGCCUAUCUUCCGGUACUCAUUGCCUUCUCCAUUUUAUCUGUUUCAUGUGUGUGGACUGUGAUGAAUUUCUAAUUAUAAUUUUACUCUGCUCCGUCCUUACUUUAUGCGCUAUCUGGUCCUUUCUCCUCCAUUAUCUCCGUACGUAUAACGACAAUGGGAACUAGGUCUAUAAGAUUAGGUACCGAAAUUUAUUUUUUCUGUUAAAGGGUAAACUUAGGAAAUCGAAUUGCAUUAUAGUUAGGCAUUAGCUUACUUCAUAAUGUAGAAUUUUGUGCAAGGAUUCACCUUGCACCACGACAAUUAGGGGACAGCUACAAUAAGCCAAAACGCUAACGAUAAAUCGAUUGUUCAACUUCCCGUUUUAUAAUGAUAAUGUUUCGUAAAUGUAAAUAUUUUUUUGAAAUAAAGUGGAAGAAAACAAUGUUUCUAAAAAUUUA